This is a messenger RNA of Prorocentrum cordatum, 1163 nucleotides long. Lineage: Eukaryota; Dinophyceae; Prorocentrales; Prorocentraceae. The record is from the annotation of a GenBank genome assembly.
CAGCACGGCACGCCCUCCGACUAUUUCAAUGCGCUGGAGCACACGGUGAUCGAGGCCGCGGCCCCGCGCUACCUCCUCCAGCCGACGAAGGUGAACAGGCCGAAGCUGAAGGAUGAGACAUUGGCCCUGAUAGACCUGAAGCACGAGAUCCAGAGACGCAUUGCCCUCCACGCAGAUCAGACCACCCCCGCCUGCGGCCGCCUCCAGUCCAGGUUCGACGAGGCCGCCAGUGCCGCAGCCGAAGCAGUUCGAGCCGAGCGCCGCCGGCACCUCGCUGAGACGGCUAAAGAAGCAGAAGCAGCAGAGGCCGCCAUGAUCCUCCGCCGCCUGCACGCUGCGGUGCGGCGCCUGGCUCCCAAGGCCGUUGCCCCCGUCGUCGCGGCCCACAACCCCGCAACCGGAGGGGCCUGCCAGGACGCAGAGGAGGAGGUUGAGGUGAGAGCCCGAGCGUUGAGCACCAGUUUUGAUGGCACAGUCAUUGACAUGAACAGCUUAGGUGGACCCCCAUGCCUCCUACCGAGAGAUGACAAUCGCAUUGGCACUUGCGGCAUCGAUGGCAUAACGGAGGCCAUCCGCAACAUGCCGAACUACAAGAGCGCCCCCGUCCUCAAGAUGCCCGCGAUGAGAGACCUGGAGCCCGCCCUCGAGCCCACCACCGAUCGCUACGUCGACCAGCCCUCUGAUGGAUCCGUCAUUGAGAUUUGGAAGUUGUGCGUUACCGAAACAGCCCCAGCUCUGCAGAACGUGUUCCAUGCCUGCCGGGCCCUCGGCCACUCUGCCCAGCGCUCCAAGGGCGGCGAAACGGUCUCCCUCAGGAAGCAGAAGGGCGACGGCAAGUGCGCCAAAGACCACUACAGAACGAUCAACCUGAUCAACCACAUUGGCAAGGUCUACAUGAAUGUUACGGUCAUGCCCGAACUCCGAGGACUGGCGCCUCGCUUAUCGUUUUCGCAGUCCGGGUCUGUGGCGGGUAGGUCUCGGCUUGGUUCUGGCACGACGCCUGGCGUGCCCCUGGCCGUCCUGAUUGACCUCGAGAAGGCGUGUGACCUGAUGGAUCGCGAUGAGAUUUGGGCCGCGCUCGAGGCGCUCGCCGUCAAACGCAGCGCCAGACUCGCAGUCGAGGAGCUCCACGAGGGCACGUGCUACAUCGCCCGUGACAUCAG